This is a messenger RNA of Oncorhynchus kisutch (coho salmon), 5189 nucleotides long. It is a transcript of the gene ints4, whose product is annotated as integrator complex subunit 4. The transcript has 24 exons. The coding region runs from base 75 to 3017 and encodes 980 amino acids. NCBI's taxonomy places the organism in Eukaryota, Metazoa, Chordata, Actinopteri, Salmoniformes, Salmonidae. Gene Ontology annotation, biological process: snRNA processing. Gene Ontology annotation, cellular component: integrator complex. The record is from RefSeq and is a predicted model, not a curated record.
UCGACGCUUGAUUACGAUGGUGCUGGGCGCUUUCAACAACAAAAAAUACUGGAAGCUAGUUAAUUUCGUUGGAAAUGGCAGCACAUCUCAAAAAGCGAGUUUACGAGGAAUUCUCUAAAGUUGUUCAGCUUCCCCAAGAGGAGGCUCCAGCCAAGAAGCUCCGUCUGACCAAGCCAAGUAAGUCUGCAGCACUGCAUAUUGACCUGUGUAAGGCCUCCAACCCCACUGAUGCCCUGCAGUACCUGCUGCACUUUGCCCGCAGCUCCGUGGAGGCAGAGAGUGUGGAAGGGGUUGUGCGCAUACUGCUGGAACACUACUACAAGGAGCAGGAUAACUCUGUGCGGCUGAAGAUUGCCUCUCUGAUCGGCCUGCUAAGUAAGACCCAGAACUUCAAUCCUGAGAGUAUCCUAGAUGACACCCUCAACACAUUCAACACAGAGAAGUCCCAUCAGGUCCUGGCACAGCUGCUGGACACUCUGCUGGUCAUCGGCACCCAGCUCCCAGAAAGCCUUAUUGUUAGACACAGACUCAUAGAGGUGGCCUACAAGCACCUGUCAGACACAUAUUUCGGUGUGAGGAAUAAAUGCCUACAACUCCUGGGUUGCCUGGGAAACGUGGACACGCCCCUAAAUAAAGAUGGACAGGGAUUGGUUCCAGCUGUUAUUGGGGGCAGUGCUCCAGGGGUGUCUGGUGGAGUGUGUGUGAGAGACGCGCAGAGCCUCAUCAGUGACUACUUUGCAGACCAGGACCCAAGGGUGCGCACGGCGGCCAUCAAAGCCAUGCUGCAACUGCAUGAAAGGGGACUGAAGAUUCAACAGACCAUUUAUGAUCAGGCCUGUCAGCUGCUGUGUGAUGACUAUGAGCAGGUUCGUUCGGCUGCCGUUCAGAUGGUGUGGGUCCUGAGUCAGCUCUAUCCAGAGAGCAUUGUGCCGAUUCCGUCGUCCAAUGAGCAAGUCCGUCUGGUCGACGACUCGUUUGGGAAGAUCAGUCACAUGGUCUCUGAUGGAUCCUGGGUGGUCAGGGUGCAGGCCGCCAAAACACUGGGUAACAUGUUGCAGGUCAGUCCUCACUUCCUAGAGCAGACUCUGGACAAGAAGCUGAUGUCAGACCUCAGGAGGAAACGUACUGCUCAUGAGCGUGCCAAGGAGCUCUAUGCAUCAGGUGAGUUCUCCUCUGGGAGGAAAUGGGCUGAUGAUGCUCCCAAGGAGAAGGUGGACACCUCAGCUGUCAACCUGAUCGCCUCGGGGGCAUGUGGAGCCUUCGUACACGGACUGGAGGACGAGAUGUACGAGGUGCGUAUUGCUGCUGUGGAUGCACUCUCUGCUCUUGCCCAAUCAUCUGCCAGCUUUGCCGAGAAGUGCCUGGACUUCCUGGUUGACAUGUUUAAUGAUGAGAUUGAGGAAGUCAGGCUGCAGUCCAUCCACGUCCUGAGACAGAUCUCUACUAACAUCACCCUGAGAGAAGACCAGCUGGAUACUGUACUGGCUGUAUUAGAGGAUUCGUCUCGUGACAUCAGAGAGGCGCUACAUGAGUUGCUGUGUUUCACCAAUGUGUCGACUAAAGAGUGUAUCCAACUGGCCCUGCUGGAGCUGCUGAAAAACCUCACCAAGUACCCCACCGACCGCAACUCUGUCUGGAAGUGUCUAAAGUUUCUAGGUUGUCGUCAUCCAACCCUGGUGUUACCGCUGGUUCCAGAGCUGCUCAGUACUCACCCCUACUUCCACACCCCUGAACCAGACAUGGACGACCCUGCCUAUAUUGCAGUGUUGGUGCUGGUGUUCAAUGCAGCUCAGUCUUGUCCCACCAUGACAGCUCUGUUCUCAGACCACACCUUUAGACACUACACCUACCUACGGGACAGCCUCUCUCACCUAGUACCUCCUCUCAGGUUACCAGGGAGGACGCAGGCCCCAGGUGUGAGUGGUAUAGAAGGUUCCGGCAGUGUGGAGUCUGCUCAACUGUUCCUCCAACAGAGUCUGAGCAGAAUUAGCACUAUACACAACCUACAGGACCCCGGGGCUCAGGACCUGCUCAACUUUACUAUCAGAGACCUACAGAGACUGGGGGAGCUACAGACAGAGCUGGCAGGAGCUGCUGACUUCUCUGCCACCUACCUCCGCUGCCAACUACUGCUCACCAAGGCCUUGCAGGAGAAGUUGUGGACUAUGGCCGUCCCCCUCUGCCUUAAACACAACGCCAUGGCAACUGCUGCUGCCAAACAGAUGUUGGAGGAGACAUAUAAACUGGAGUUCCUAUAUAGUGGUCUGGAGAACAGACAGGUGGCCACCAUACACCACGUCAGACUACAGGCUAAGGCCUUACAGCUAGUCCUGACUGCCCGUACCAGACGAGGAGUUGAACCUCUCAUCAGUGUCUGUGAGAAGUUCCUUCAGGAGGUGGAAUCCUUUCAGAGGCUGUUUGUGGUGGAGCUGCCCCACCUCCAGGAAAGUUUUGUGGGGAAGCUGUUGGACUUGAGUCCCAAGCUGUCGGCCUGCAAGCCUGGAGAACUAGUCAAGAUCCUUCAGACCACAUUGAGACAGAGUGGCUUCUUAAACCUUAAAUUACCUAAACAGGUCCAGCGUGCGUCGGCGACCAUCAUCGAGCCGACAGGAGAGUCUGACAACCCGCUGCGUUUCACAUCUGGCCUGGUGGUGGCACUAGACAUCGAUGCUACGCUGGAGCACGUGCAAGACCCCCACAACACUGUCAAAGUACAGGUGCUGUAUCCAGACGGCCAGUCUCAUGUGAUUCAGCCUAAACCUGGAGACUUCAGAAGUCCUGGACCACACCGCCACCGCCUCAUCACACAGGUCUACUUGUCUCACUCCGCAUGGACUGAGGCGUGUCAGAUCGAGGUGAGGCUGCUGCUAGCCUACAGCUCAUCUCGUCUCUGUAAGGCGGUGUGGAGCGACAGCAGCACCGAAGGCCUCCAGCCAGCAGAGGGUGCCACUGAGGGAACCAUUCCCUUUGGCAAACCUGUCAAGGUCUUCAUCAUGCCUAAACCUGCCCGCCGCUGACACCAAACACCUCUAAGCAUCCAUCUCGCUUUCUCUCUCCUCUAGCUUGUCUGUUUUCUCCCUCUCCCACCCCUGACCCUCUAGUCCUCAGCCAUUGGCUGUUCCUUACUGCAUACAUAUUUACUAAACAAUGUUUAUAUUGUUAGUGUGUAACUGUGUGCCACUCCUGGCUGACUGCUCAACUAGAUUGAGGAUGCGUCCUAUAUAGUGCACUACUUUUGACCACUAAAGGAAGAAGGGUGCUAUUUGAGAUUUCAUCCUGAGACUGAGCAAAAGAAUCACCUGUCUGAUCUGUGUGUUGCUAUUCCUGCUAUAGUUAAGGGCAAUUUUUUUUCUUUGAAUGACAAAUGAAACCAGAUGACAAAAACAAGCCUUUAUUCACAGCAAGUCAUUUUAGCUCUUCAUUACGGUGUUCUGAAUGUUUCACUUCACUAAUGUACCCCAGGGUUGUGUUCAUCAGGCACCAAACAGGGAGGGACUACAUGGACUUGUCCAUAGCAAAAUGGUGUGCUGUAAUGAAUAUGACAUGUUGAAUCGCACCAGGCUUUCAGAGUUCUCCUACUGGCCACCUGUGGUAUGAUGUCAUCAGCAGGUAGAGUGGAAGAUGCCACCCACCUUGGCUCCCUGGCCAACCAGGUUGUUGUAUUCUGUGAUGGCCUUCUCUGUCUGCAGAACUAUCAGCUCCACUCCUCUCUGUCUCACAAAGUCCACAGUUGAGGGCGGGACCUUAGAGAGAGAGAGCGCAGAGUUCAACAUUGCAGCCAUCUUCAAAGGAAAACUCUGCCCAAAAAUGAUAUUUUUGUAAUUGUUUCAUUAGUCCAUUGUUACCAUAGUUCCAAAAUGUUUUGCAUGUCAGCAAUCAAGUUUUCAAGAUGUAACUUUCAAAAUACAGAAAUCAUCCCCAUAUGAUGCAAUUGGCAUCAUAUGAUUCUGGGUUUUGCAUCAUACAGGGCUGGGUUUUGAAAGGUCCGUGGGGCGACGCCCGCCCCCCCCGGGUUAGGGGGGGGCUUGGCAGGUAAGGAUAUCCUUGUCUCAUCGCGCACCAGCAACUCCUGUGGCGGGCCGGGCGCAGUGUGCGCUAACCAAGGCCCCCAGGUGCACGGUGUUUCCUCCGACACAUUGGUGUGGCUGGCUUCCGGGUUGGAUGUGCGCUGUGUUAAGAAGCUGUGUGGCUUGGUUGGGUUGUGUUUCGGAAGACGCAUGGCUUUUGACCUUAGUCUCUCCCGAGCCCGUACGGGAGUUGUAGCGAUGAGACAAGAUAGUAAUUACUAACAAUUGAAUACCACGAAAUUGGGGAGAAAAAGGGGGUAAAACAAAUUAACAAGUUUUUGGGUGGAGUUUAAAAGGCGAGUCAAGACUGACUGAUCUACAAAUCACCUUGCAUCAUAAAUACUCAAUAUUAUUUGUAGAUCAGUCAUUCACAAUUUAACCAUGGUACAUCAGUUUUGAUGCUCUCGAACAAGGCCAGAGAGAGAAAUCAGGGGAAUUGUGUAGUGGCUAGGGAAAGUGUAGGGCUAAGGAAGGGUAAUGUACAUGGUGAAUGUAUGUUUGUCGGGGCAAGGGAAAGUGAAGGAUAGGGUAAACAGAGGAAGCGAGAGGUUUUACUCCCCCCAAAAUAAGCACACGAAGUGAGGAAUUUUUGUAUGGAGGUUUGAGUGUCAAAUUUGAUUUUAAAAAAUGUAAUUGUUCUUAUUUGAUUGAAAAUAAGUUUCAUAAUAGGUUGUUACGAAUGCAGUGUAAUAAGUGGACGCCCUUGGCAUUUCGGCAACCCAAAAACUACUUUAUAUCGGAGUUGUGCCUGUUGUCAAAGAGAGGACUCAUCGUGGAUAUAAUCUAUUUUAGCAUGGACAUUGCCAUUGAAGGCUUCCAACAUUUUAAAGUAGUCAACUGGGUGGGGAUUCCUAGGAGUUGGAAAAAUCUGCCAAUGAAGGAAAAUAAAAUGUACUACUUUAAAAUGGAGCCUAUUGCCGUCACAGACGCUAUAAUGGGAGAUACAAAGAUGAGUCUAUAUAUCGCGAUGGCCUAUUGUUCACAAGCUUAUCUGCCCUCUCAUUGGCUAGAAUAUUCCCACCUGAUCUCACCUCCAGCUUGCCUUCCACCUUUAAGAACAUUUUCCCCAUUGUUAGAGUGCACUAAUAUCUUGUCAAUAUAAUAAACUAUCUUUGGGGUGAA